UUGGUCAGAUCCGGCCUCACCACGUGCGUGCGCACGUGCGUUCAGGCCAGUCGAGCAGCCACUGAAGUGGGGCCACCGUGCGCGCGGCUAUCGAGCGCGUGGUUAUCGCGCGCUUGGUUGUCGCGCGCGCGCGCGGUUAUCGCGUGCGCCAGUCUGUUAUUUAGUCGGUUCGCCAGCCUCGUUGCACUGAAUGCGGACUUGACCUGGAGGCACUGCUACCGCCGGAAGCUGCGUCUCUUGCCACCAUCUCCAUCGCUAUCGCCGGCCUGUCGCCGAGGUGUGGGAUUUGGUAGCACCGCCGUGCAAACGCUAUUCACUUGCCCCUCCUCCGUCUACGGCCGCCUCGUCUCACUACUGACAGCAUGCUACUUACAGCAAACAACUGGUCCUGUUGCUUCUGCACCGGAUAGAUUGGCACCCACACACAUACACACACGUGCAGAAGGGACCAGCCUGCACGGGGCAGCCCAGCUCAGCCCCUUCCGACGGCCACCAGUCGAAUCGUCUAGCAUGCCCGAAGUCGGCAUGACAACGCAAUCAGGCGCCUCCUGCCCAACUUUGUGUGCCCCUCUGCCAGCCCCCUCCAGUCCGGACUCAACCAGUCUACCCACCCCUCCUUCCUCCCCCCUGCCCUGCCCCCCAUCUCGCCCCUCCCCGUCCCGGUUUCUCCGCUCCUACGUCUGUUCCUACGCGUGUUUUGUGCUCUCCUCCUAUUCUGCGCUCCUCCUUCGCUCCUCUUCUGCCGUCGUGCAACGGACAACUCAGGCGCCGCGCCGGCCGACACGGCCUAGGCGACCGCCUGCGGUGUUCGUGUACCUGUUGCUCUUUCAACUGUUGCUCUUCCUCCCGCCGGUGGACCACGCCUCGCUUCUGUGCAUCGUCUGCCCCAUCGUCGGUUGGUGCAUUUUGACUGGGAAUUUUAAAUCGGUCCGGAUCUCGUUGCUGGCCGGCUCGGAGGAGGGCGCGGGUGAGGCGAGGGCGAAGACGACGCCCGGUCUCUUCUUCCUUUUCUGGCUGGUCGUCUGCUCGUCCAGCCUCUGUCUGCUGCCGCCCUCGUCGGGCGGCUGCAGUCGCGCCGGCCUGCUCGCCUGCACGGCCGGCGCCAAUCCCAUCCUGCCCCUCCUCCACCCGCCACCGGGGCCGGAUAUCACGGACGUCCUGUUGCCUGGCGACUCGGCCGAGGUGACCAACAGGUGCGUGGAUGCUAACGGCACGCUGCACGGCCUCUUCUCGACGUGGUACGGGGCGCCCAACUGCAGCUGCAACUGCCAGCCGGCCGGGAUGAUGGCGGUGAGCGUGUGCGAGCCGGGCUGCGUCGACGUGGCGGCCGGGGCGGACGCAGGGCCGGGAGGCCGGUCCAAGUCGGACGAGCGUCGCGGAUUGGUCGGUUCCGAGAGCCCCAGUGCGCCUGAGAAGGAGAUAAAAGUGCCCGGGCCGGGCUUUCAAAACGAGCAGGCCGACGUGAAAAGCCACGAGAAGCCGAGUCGGCCGCUGCUGAACGACAUUGCCGAGAAGGACUGGCCGCGUGGCUGGAAGAAGACGGAUCCGCACUCGGACCUGGUCGAGCGGCCGGAGGUGGUGGAUAAUGAGGCGGAGAGGCGGGCGAACAGGGAGAUGAAUGACGCAAACGUGUUGCCCGAGCGGAGCGGUGAAAAGCCGUUUGUGUCUGAAGGCCCGUACCAACGGGAGCCGGCGGAAAAAAGUGAGUGA
Protopolystoma xenopodis is the source of this 1710-nucleotide messenger RNA. The record is from the annotation of a GenBank genome assembly. NCBI's taxonomy places the organism in Eukaryota, Metazoa, Platyhelminthes, Monogenea, Polystomatidea, Polystomatidae.